Esox lucius (northern pike) is the source of this 4377-nucleotide messenger RNA. It is a transcript of the gene cfap57, whose product is annotated as cilia and flagella associated protein 57. NCBI's taxonomy places the organism in Eukaryota, Metazoa, Chordata, Actinopteri, Esociformes, Esocidae. The record is from RefSeq and is a predicted model, not a curated record. The transcript is spliced from 22 exons. The coding region runs from base 270 to 3944 and encodes 1224 amino acids. Gene Ontology annotation, molecular function: protein binding.
ACGAACUCUCGACAAACACGACGCAAGAAAACGACUAACUUUUAGAAAGAUGCAGGUCCAUAAACGUUCCCACCGUGGAUAACUUGGGAGCUACUCAUUUAUCGCUAUUAAGUUUCAAGUACGGAUCACGUCAGUGACAAUGGACGCGAGUGGGUGGCUCUGAAUUUUUAAGCAUUUAAUGUUAGCUUUGCGAGAAACUUGUUCGGUGCGUUUUGCCUUACAGUACAGACAGGCUUAAAGUUGGUUCAAAUAUAACGUACAACUGAAGUAUGUCUUCGAUUGUAGCCCAGUCUCACUACAUCUUUGGUUUGCGCACUGGAGUGAUCAAUAAUCUUUGCUACUUCGAUGAGCAGACUGUCAUCUUUCCAUGUGGAAAUAACUGUGUGCGCUACAACAUUGACCAGAGAUGGCAGAGGUUCAUUCCAGGCACAGAGAAAAGCCAGGGCAUGCUGGCUCUGGCCAUCAGCACCAACCGCCGCUACCUGGCCGUGUCGGAGCGCGGUGAGAAGGGCACCAUCACUGUGUUCGACCUACAGCACGAGCAGAGCCGGAAGAGGAAGGUGCUGAGCGGGGGGGACGUCUCGGUGUUGGAGUUCGUGUGUAUGGCCUUCUCGCCCGACUCCAAGUACCUGAUCGGGCAGGCGGGAGCCCCUGACUGGACCCUGUUCUACUGGAUGUGGGAGAAGCAGAAGGUCAUGGCCUCUGUCAGGACAACAGGCCCCACCAACCCCAUCAGCCAGGUCAGCUUCAACCCUCAGGACAACACCCAGGUCUGCGUGAGCGGCAGUGGUGUUUUCAAGCUCUUCCGCUACACGGAGGGCGUCCUGAAGCAGUCCAACAUUCUCAAGACGGAGUCCCAGAACAUACUGUGCCACGCCUGGCUGUCGGAGGAGCGCAUCCUGGCCGGGACCGAGACGGGUCGGCUGCUGGCGUUUGAGUCAGGUGACCUGCGCUGGGAGAUGAGCGUCACCUCCAGGCCCGCCGCGCCGGAGCGGGACAGACAACUGGACGGGAGGAAGCCAGAGGGGUCCGAAGCAGAGGGGUCAGCCGCACAGGUCCGCGCGCCCAGGGUGACAGCCAUCACGGCCUACUCCAAGGGCUUUGUCUGCUCGGCCGGCCCGGGGACCGUGUGUCUCUUUGAGAAGACUGAGGAGAAGGACAACUACAGGAAGACAAGGGAGAUAAAGAUUCCAGUGGACCCGUGCAGCAAUGAGCCCAGCCAGGCAGCGCAGCAGGAGAUAGUAACCCUGUGUGUUAGCCCCUCAGAAGAGACGCUGGUCACCAGCACCGAUAAGGGACAGCUCUACUGCAUCACCCUGUCCUCCGCUGAGAUGAGCAAGGGGGAGGAAGCCCACUUUGAGUUCCUGUCCCACUCCUUCCACUCCAACUCCAUCACGGGCCUGUCCACCUGCAUUCGUAAGCCCCUGGUGGCGACCUGCUCCCUGGACCACUCUGUACGCGUCUGGAACUUCGACACCAAUGUUCUUGAGCUGUACAAGGAGUUCCAGGAGGAGGCCUACAGUGUUUCCCUGCACCCCUCUGGCCUCUUCAUCCUGGUGGGCUUCUCGGACAAACUGCGCCUCAUGAACCUGCUCAUCGAUGAUGUCAGGUCCUUCAAGGAGUUCACUGUGCGGGGCUGCCGAGAGUGUGCGUUCAGCUAUGGCGGGCACAUGUUUGCAGCUGUCAACGGAAACGUCAUCCACAUCUACUCCACAACAACGUUUGAGAACCUUAUGAACCUGAAAGGUCACAACGGAAAGGUGCGGUCUGUCGUGUGGAGCGCUGACGACAGUCGCCUGGUGUCGUGCGGGAUGGAUGGCGCGGUGUACGAGUGGAACACCCUGAACAGCAAGCGUGAGUCGGAGAGUGUUCUGAAGUCAUGCAGCUACACGGGCGUUGCCAUCUCGUCAGACGGCAAGUCCAUCUUUGCCGUGGGAACUGACCGCACCCUGAAGGAGAUCCAGGAUUGUCAGAUCCUUAGGGAGGUGGCAGCCGAUGAUGUGGCCUACACCAGCAUCGCUGUGUCGCGCUCGGGCAGGGUGCUCUUCGCUGGGACCGCCAUCGGGACCGUCCGGGCCAUCAAGUACCCCCUAUCCAUCCAGAAAGACUGGAUCGAGUACCAGGCCCACGCUGGGGCUGUAACCAAGAUGGUGAUCACGUUUGACGACCAAUUCCUGCUGACAGUGUCUGAGGACGGCUGUCUGCUCGUCUGGAAGAUCAUUGACAAGGAAGGCCGGGGUUUGAAGAGGGACAAGGACGUCACGUACGCCGAGGAGAUCCUCAUCACCAAGUCAGACCUGGAAGAGAAGAACCAGGUCAUGUUGGAGCUGAAGACGCGCGUGGAGGAACUGAAGAUGGAGAACGAGUAUCAGCUACGCCUGAAGGACAUGAACCACAACGAGAAGAUCAAGGAGCUGUCUGAGAAGUUCAUGCAGCAGAUGGAGUCCCUGAAGACCAAGUACCAGGUCCUGAAUACUGAGAAGGAGAAGCAGGAGUUGGCCCACCAGGCGUCAAUGGGAGAGCUUGUGGAGAAGCACUUCAAAGAACAGCAAGAUUUAGAGUCGACUGGCAAUCAGAAGCUAAUGCUGGAGUACCAGAAGUACCAGGAGCUGCAGCUGAAGUGCCAGCGCAUGCAGGAGGGCCACGACGGGCAGCUGCAGGCCCUCGAGGAGACCAGGGAGCAGGCUUUGCAGGACAUCACCCUCUUCUACCAGGCCCAGCUCCAGGAGAAGACGCACCUGCUGAGCCAUUGUCAGGACGAGUCCAGGCAGCAGGUCAGGGAGUUUGACGAGACCAAGAAGCAGAUGGAGGAAGACUGGGACCGGGAGGUCCACAACAUCCGCAUCAAGUAUGAGAGGAAACUACGGGAAGAGAAGGAGGUCAGCCUGCGUCUCAAGGGAGAGACGGGGGUCAUGAAGAAGAAGUUCAGCAGCCUGCAGAGGGAGAUAGACGAGCGCAACAUGGAGAUUGACAAGCUGAGGGUGGAGCUGCAGAAGCUUCAGGGCUUCAUCAAGGCCCUGGAGAAGGACAUUAUGGAUCUGAAGAAGGAGUCCAAGGAGAGGGAUGAGACCAUCCAGGACAAGGAGAAGAGAAUCUAUGAUCUGAAAAAGAAGAACCAGGAGCUGGAGAAGUUUAAGUUUGUCCUGGACUACAAGAUCAAAGAGCUGAAGAAACAGAUCGAGCCCCGGGAGAACGAUAUCAAGGAAAUGAAAGAGCAGAUCCUCGAGAUGGAGGGAGAGCUGGACCGGUUCCACAAGAAAAACACCCAGCUGGAGCUAAACACCGCUGAGCUAAAGCUGAAACUGAAAGCCACGGACAAGGAGAUGCACAAGGAGAUGCAGAGGGUCAAGGACUUGGAGGCCUUUGUUCGCAGGUUCAAGUCAGACCUACACAACUGUGUGGGCUUCAUGCAGGAGCCCAAACAACUCAAGGACGGCAUCCGUGAGCUAUACGACCGCUACGUCCAGCAGAGUGACGUGGUGGACAUUGUGGGUGUGGAUGCAGAUAUCCAGAGGGAGUACAGCCGCCAGAGGGAACACCUUGAGAAGAACGUGGCGUCCCUGAAGAGGAAGCUGGCCAAAGACAGCGAGGUCCACCGCACACAGAAGGUCAAGAUCAUGAAGGAGAACGUGUCUCUGAUAAAGGAGAUCAAUGAGCUGAGGCAGGAGUUGCGCCUGGUGAGAGCUCAGGUCCAUGACUACGAGAGCCAAGCGGGCGUCAACAAGAGGAAACAGAGCUCCUCGGACCUUAAAGUGCUGGCUUCCGUGAGGACGCAGGGGGCGGGCCAGGUGGCCAGGCUGAACUUCGAGGAGGAGGCGGAGCGCAUCAUAGAGCUGCAGCGCCGGGAGAUCCAGAGACUGAGGCUGGAGAUCCAGAGCCAGGGCCAGAUCCACUCCCUGCAGACGUCCUCCUCCACCACCAGGCUGCCCACUCUGACCGCCUGAUGCUGGGGGCGCGGAGAGGAGACGCAGGGUAAAACACUACCAGUGUUCUUUGAAACAGUCGAGCGGAGUUUGACUGAGCUUGCCUGGCAAAAUUGGAGAACAACACACCCGCGUGCCAAUGUAGCCCUGCAGACAGGACCAGUCAAACUCGGAGACAAAUGAUUCCAAUUGAAAUCCAGGUGUGAUUGGGACUCUGAGUGGAGUCGGUUAGAGUGUCGCUGUGGCCCCCCCGGGGCUGUGGAUGGGCCGGGUACCCAAGUCCUCUAUGAAGGGGAAAGCGGUGGCCACAUAGGCCGCUUCCAGAUCUGGGCUGAUUUGCAUGACCGUAACCACAGGAGUUGGCAACACAGCACAGAAAGAUCCGGAACCAGGCUAGAAGUCACCUGAUUGGGCAAUGACGAGAUGUUGGUGUAAUGGGUUGUGUUAUGCUGUA